AUGCCCUCAAACGUCCCUGUCUUGAACGAUGACAUCCUUCUAGAGGUUAUGUCCGCGUCGGCCAUAGCGGACUGCGCCCGUUUCAUGCGCACAUCGCGUUUCUUCUACGACCACGGGCCCCUUUUUUUACUCACUCGCAACACUCCACGCUUGACUACUGAACCCGACCUCCUGCGCUUCCUGGACUUUCUCCACCACGAGCCUACCAGACGCUACCAGCUUCUUCGCCGACUAGAGCUGUCCUUCAUCGCUAGACUGUCCAACACAUCCCUUUUCCAGCUCAUCGACGCUCUCCCCCGCUUCACGCACCUCCAGUAUCUUUCCAUUGACGACGCUGAUCCCUUUCUCGGCUUCCUGUACGAAAGUCUUCCUCCUGCCUUUGCUACCCUCACAUCGCUCCGCGAGCUUCGAAUGGCAUGCGUCAGCUACACCUCCAUAGACCUGCUACACAACCUCCGCUCCGAGCUGGUGCGCCUCCAUCUCGACUUUGCCCAGCCAGACGCACUCGACACCACCUUCGACGUGGACAUCCAGCAGGACAAAUGGCCGAACUUUCACCCCGUCCCCCUCCUCGCGCGCUGGACCGCCUCUCUCGAGGAACUGCACUCCGAUUACUGGUACACCCAUCCGUCAAUCACGCCGCCCGCAGACUCGGACGUCGUGUACCCGCAUAUGCGGGCCCUGACGCUAACGCACACCACGCGCUGCCCGUUCACGAUGCCGUAUGUGCGCGCGUACCCGAACCUGGAGCGCCUGGCCGUCUCGUCCCUGCCUUCCCGGGUCAGUUCCUGGCUCAACGCGGAGGAAGCCGCAGAAGACGCGCAGGAACACGCUGCACGCCGGUUACUCAACAUCGAGCAGCAACGCAGCACCGCUGGAAGUACAUGGCCGCAUCUGCGCACGUUCGACGGCGCGCUGGUCGACCUGUACGUUCUCGGCCUGCAGUGCUCGCUCGAGCGCGUCGCGCUCACCGCGCUGGACGCGAAUCACGGGUACAUGCUCGGGCCGGCCCUGGCGGAUGUGCGUCCGCGCCGCCUCGAAUUACGGCAGUGGUCGGUAUACGUAGGCAUGGAUGCGGUAUCUGCCGUCCUUCGCGAAGAGGGCGCGGGGCGUCUCGAGGAACUGCUCAUCGAGGCGGAGCUAGAAGUUCAAUAUGCAUAUGCAGAUGUGGCUCGCACACUAGACAACUUUCUGGAGGCUCUCGGACAGUCGUGUGUGCGCGACUUGACGUUGUGCAUUCUCCUAAAGAGAUCGCGGGACGAUGUGCAAGACCCGCAGCUUGGCAGGACAGAGAAGUUGGAAUGGGGGAUCGCUGUCCAGGACUAUGUGCGACGGCUUGCGGAGGCCGUGCCGACGAUACAAAGGGCCGUCGUCUCUGUCCAAAAUGUGGACGGGCGGAGGAUUCGAGAGGCAACUCUGGCGGACGGGCGCGUUUAGUACGUGGCUAACAAGUAGCCUGCGUACUACCGAUUGACUAGGGAUCACUAGUGACCGCAGAAUGCCGGCACGAUGCUUAUUGGUGAUGUUCUGAGCUGCCAGGCAGCUAGCACGAACACGCGCGACAUCAUACGGACGCGUGAGUAGUACGUGUAAAUAGCGAACCUAAC
This is a messenger RNA of Trametes versicolor FP-101664 SS1, 1607 nucleotides long. RefSeq lists its product as uncharacterized. The record is from RefSeq and is a predicted model, not a curated record. NCBI's taxonomy places the organism in Eukaryota, Fungi, Basidiomycota, Agaricomycetes, Polyporales, Polyporaceae. Bases 1 to 1437 code for a protein of 478 amino acids. The transcript has 3 exons.